AUGGCAGGCGCUGAACAAAUCAACUUAGCACCCUUGAAUCAACCUCAAGCAGGCUCGAAUCAAUUGGUCGCGGUCAUGCACAAUGGAUGGAGCAGACGAGCUAAAGUUUUAACCGGCGUUGGUGCAGUAAUUGGUAUGUGUGUCUUCACAGUGACACUCCUCGUACCAAUUCUUGUUACAAGUAAUAAAUACACAGCCACCACAACCGCAUCUGUUCUCGUAAAUGCUACCGCAUCUACUACCAUAACUACAACCACCACAACAUAUACCACCGUCACAACUGCAACUACUACAACUGCUACUACAGCUACCACAACAUCGGCCACAACAUCCACUUCUACCUCCUCGACUUCGACAACAAGCACCAUGUUACUACUACAUCAACAUCGGCCACCACAUCCACUUCUACCUCCUCGACUUCGACAACAAGCACCAGUACAAGUUCAACUUCAGCAACAACACAAACCACUACCUCCUCGACCUCGACCACAUCAACAUCCGCAUCCACUACGACUGCAACAACAACCACCACCACUACAUCCACAUCGGUCUCCACUCUCAGCGCGACUACUACUACCACCACCACAUCAACAUCGGUUUCCACUGUCAGUGCAACAACUACUACCACCACUACCUCCACAUCGGUUUCCACUGUCAGUGCAACAACUACUACCACCACUACCUCCACAUCGGUUUCCACUGUCAGUGCAACAACUACUACCACCACUACCUCCACAUCGGUUUCCACUGUCAGUGCAACAACUACUACCACUACUACCUCCACAUCGGUUUCCACCAUCAGUGCCACCACAACCACGAGUACAACAUCAACAUCCGCAUCGACCACGACUACAACAACUACCACCACCACCACAUCAACAUCGGUUUCCACCAUCAGUGCCACGACAACCACCAGUACAACAUCAACAUCCGCAUCGACCACGACUACAACAACUACCACCACCACCACAUCAACAUCGGUUUCCACUGCCACUGCCACCACAACCACGAGUACAACAUCAACAUCCGCCUCGACUACGACUACAACAACUACUACCACCACCACAUCAACAUCGGUUUCCACUGUCAGUGCCACUACAACCACCAGUACAACGUCAACAUCCGCAUCGACCACGACUACAACAACUACCACCACCACUACGUCCACAUCGGUUUCCACUGUCAGCGCAACUACUACCACCAGUACAACAUCAACAUCCACUUCGACUCCGGCUGGAACAACGACGACCAGCAGUACCAGCACGUCGACUACUACGACAGACACCGCCAGCACAUCCAGUACCAGCACGUCGACGAGCACCACGGCAACGACGAGUACAUCAACUGCUACGACGGUCACCAUUAGCACAUCCAGUACUAGCACUUCAACUAGUACGACAGACACCACUAGUACAAGCAGCACCAGCACGUCAACAAGUACCACGGCGACGACCACCACAUCCAGUACUAGCACUUCGACUAGUACGACGUACUAGCACUUCAACUACUACGACGGUAACCACUAGCACGAGCAGUACCAGCACGUCAACAAGCACCACGGCAACGACCACCACAUCCAGUACCAGCACAUCAACUACUACAACGGUGACGACUAGCACAAGCAGUACCAGCACCUCGACGAGUACCACGGCGACGACCACCACAUCCAGUACUAGCACUUCGACUAGUACGACGGACACCACUAGCACGAGCAGUACCAGCACCUCGACGAGUACCACGGCGACGACGACCACAUCCAGUACUAGCACUUCAACUACUACGACGGACACCACUAGCACGAGCAGUACCAGCACCUCGACGACACGAGCAGUACCAGCACCUCGACGAGUACCACGGCGACGACCAGCACAUCCAGUACUAGCACAUCAACUACUACGACGGACACCACUAGCACGAGCAGUACCAGCACCUCAACAAGCACCACGGCGACGACGAGCACAUCCACUACAAGCACUUCAACUAGUACGACAGACAGCACUAGUACAAGCAGCACCAGCACGUCAACAAGCUCCACGGCGACGACGAGCACAUCCACUACAAGCACAUCAACUAGUACGACAGACACCACUAGCACAAGCAGCAGCAGCACGUCAACGAGUACCACGGCGACGACCAGCACAUCCAGUACUAGUACUUCAACUAGUACGACAGACACCACUAGCACAAGCAGUACCAGCACCUCGACAAGCACGACGGCGACGACCAGCACAUCGAGUACUAGCACUUCAACUAGUACGACAGACACCACUAGUACAAGCAGCACGAGCACGUCAACAAGUACCACGGCGACGACCACCACAUCCAGUACAAGCACAUCAACUAGUACAACAGACACCACUAGCACAAGCAGCACCAGUACGUCAACAAGCACCACAGCGACGACCAGCACAUCCAGUACAAGCACAUCAACUAGUACAACAGACACCACUAGCACAUCUAGUACGAGUUCGUCAACGUCGACUACUGACACGACGAGCACGUCUAGCAGCAGCACAUCGACGAGCACUACGGAUACAACCAGUACGUCGAGUAGCAGCACUUCAACGUCGACGACAGAAACUAGCAACGUUCUAUCCAAAUAUUGCAUAA
Messenger RNA from Adineta ricciae, 2610 nucleotides. NCBI's taxonomy places the organism in Eukaryota, Metazoa, Rotifera, Eurotatoria, Adinetida, Adinetidae. The record is from the annotation of a GenBank genome assembly.